Messenger RNA from Salvia miltiorrhiza (redroot sage), 1315 nucleotides. RefSeq names its product CBS domain-containing protein CBSX1, chloroplastic-like. The transcript has 8 exons. The record is from RefSeq and is a predicted model, not a curated record. Bases 185 to 925 code for a protein of 246 amino acids. Lineage: Eukaryota; Viridiplantae; Streptophyta; Magnoliopsida; Lamiales; Lamiaceae.
AAAUGGUUUUAUUCUGCCAAACAAGUCCCUAAUCAUUCCUCAACUUGCCGGUGCUUUUGUUUACAGAGAGAAGUACAUUAACAGCAUACACUCUCCACACACACGAGAUGUGAAAGUAUCUCAUUUCUCUCACUCAAACUCGUUGUUUCUUUGCUUUCCGCCUCUUCCACGCCUCUCCACAUCCAUGGAUUCCAUUAUUUUCGCAGAAUUUCGAUCUGUUUUUUCACUUUCUGGAGCAAAUCCGGCCGUUCACGGCCGCAGUUUACCCUGCGUCAUUACGUGCUACGGUCGCUCUCCCCUCUCCAGUCCGGCGGUUACCGGCUGCUUCACUUCCUCCAGCAAACGUCGGCGGCUUCAAUUUCCUGAAUGUCGACGGCCGAUUCCUCUUCCUCUCGCCACCCCCGGCACGUCCAAUUCGGCUCCCGCAAGAGAGCGAACCUACAAUGUAGGUGAGUUUAUGACGAGAAAAGAGCAUUUGCAUGUUGUAAGGCCCACGACUACUGUCGAUGAAGCUUUGGACACCCUUGUGGAGAAAAGAGUUACUGGAUUUCCUGUGGUUAAUGAUGACUGGAAGUUGGUUGGUGUGGUUUCUGACUAUGAUUUGUUGGCACUUGACUCCAUCUCAGGUGGUGGUGAACAAGAUACAAAUUUGUUUCCGGUUGCUGAUAGCACUUGGAAAACAUUUAAUGAAGUUCAGAAGUUAAUCAGCAAAACUAACGGGAAGGUUGUUGGUGAUGUAAUGACUCCUGCUCCCCUAGUUGUGCGUGAAAACACCAAUCUUGAGGAUGCCGCAAGGUUAUUGCUUAAAACAAAGUAUCGCCGGCUACCUGUUGUAGAUAUUGAAGGAAAGCUGAUUGGUAUUAUUACUAGGGGAGAUGUUGUCAGGGCGGCUCUUCAGAUAAAGCAGGCUGCUGAGAAAAUGUGAUGAGUCUUCACCACUGGUUUCUAUAAGCAUGAGUGAAAUUAGCAGGUGCUUGAUUCUCUAGCCAUAUUAUUGGUUGAACUAUACAUUUUGGGAUGUAGCGGCUGAUUACUCGAUAAAAAGACAGCUCUCUGAUGAAACCUUGAGCAAGUUGAGUGAAAUUAACACGUGCUUGCCGUCCCCAAAACUCAGGACGCCAUUCUUGUCCGGCUUAUGUCUGUAAUUGUUGUAUUCUUGUUUGCAUGUUGUGGUGGUGAGAAUCUAGAAUUGUAGUUGAGAUUUGAGAUCAAUAGAUACACUCUCUAUAUCCUCAUGGGCGUCCUGCUACACCCUUAUAGCUGUUGUAAUAUACAUUUUACUAGGCUAAGUAUAUGGAACAACACUUGAUACAAA